AUGUUAUACAGCUUAUUGAUUUUUGUAUUCUUUCUACCAGCAGCAUCUCCGGGAAUGUGCUAUCAGUGUGCCUCAGAACUUGCGCUAAUAAAUUGGUCCCGUUACGGUCUUCCACGAACCGAGGGUGAUUCAAUGAUGGCUGACGACGCAUGUUUGAAUGACGAAAUUCCGCUGGGACAUGUUCCCUGUAACGCGCCGUGCAUGACUAUCAAUAUCACAGCAGUUGGAGGGAAACAUGACGGAAAAGUGAUCGGGAUCGUUCGUGACUGCCAAACGUAUUUUCGAAGUCCGAAAAAAUUACCUGAAGGAAAGGAUAUCUUAUGCCGACACAGUGUGCGUGACACUGUCCGAAAUCAUCGCAUAAAUGUAACAUUUUGUUACUGCCAAGGACAAUUAUGCAAUGGCAAGUCUCCACAAGUUCAACUUCGACGACUUGCUCAACGGCGCUAUCCACGGCUCCCAGACUUUUCCGAAAUCGGUCGGAAGUUGUCACUGGGAUUGUUUGUGCUAACUGUUGUAUGGCUAUUUGGAUAG
This is a messenger RNA of Cooperia oncophora, 534 nucleotides long. The record is from the annotation of a GenBank genome assembly. Lineage: Eukaryota; Metazoa; Nematoda; Chromadorea; Rhabditida; Trichostrongylidae.